Messenger RNA from Owenia fusiformis, 994 nucleotides. The record is from the annotation of a GenBank genome assembly. NCBI's taxonomy places the organism in Eukaryota, Metazoa, Annelida, Polychaeta, Sabellida, Oweniidae.
GAUUUUUUCAUUUAGAAGUAUACCUUAAAUAUAUAUCAGAUCGACAUAUUUUUCGAAAAGAUAAUAUAUAACAUAUAUAUAAUAUAUAUAAUAUAUGUAAGGUCGGUCUAAAGCUGAUCUAUGGUAUGUAUGACCGCAACACUGUGCAAACAUUGAACGACCCCGAUUAAAUGUAAACUUUUUAGGACAAACAUGUAGCUGUGUAGAUUGUAAAGGUUUUAUAUUCUCAAGAGCUGUACUGCUUGUACUAUUCAAGUUUACAGUUCUGUGAAGUAUUUAGUUACCGAUUACUUGUUUAGAAGCAUAUUACAAAACUGAAACAAACGUUUAUAUUUCACUAAUCGGAGCCUGUACGACAAAUUGGACCAUACAAGGCUAAGGAUGGCCGAGGCUAGUAAAGGACGAACUGUUGCAAUAGCUGUAGAUCAAAGUGAACAUUCAAAAGGGGCAGUAGCUUUUUACCUGACCAAACUUAGAGUUCCGGGCGAUAAAGUUGUUGUCAUCCACUGUCAGGAAUGGUUCAAUCUAGACCAAGCUAGACUUCAUUAUGCAAGCGGAGCAGCGUUUCAAGAAAUGAUCGAGCAAGAAGAUGCACGAGUUGAAUCUUGUAAAUUAGAAUACACAACUAUUUUAAAGGAUGCUGGGGUCGACGUUCUAAAAAGUAGGUCGGACUGGGGAAAACCUGGUGAGAUUGUGUGCCAAGUGGCCAAAGAAGAGGGCUGUGACUUUAUUGUAAUCGGGACACGUGGACAAGGGAAGCUGAGACGCACAAUUAUGGGAAGUGUAUCAGAUUAUGUAAUCCAUCAUUCUGAAUGUCCAGUCGUUGUAUGCAGAAGUUCACAUAAGCAUUGAGAGUUGUGGUAGAGAAAGUACACGCAUACCUGAAACAUUAGCGAAGUUAAUAAGUUACACGUGGUUUUUAAAAAAAACUGACCCAACGUGAAUGUGUAUAAUUAUGGUAUGGUCCUCAAUGGAUUAGUUCUCCCAUUUGUAG